AUGGAUAACGAGGACUCAGCAACGUCGACAGGAACGGCCAUCUCCGCGGCCAUCGACGAGAAGCAUGAGUUGCAUAAGGAAAAGGAGGCCAAGCCUCCCACAGCUGGCCUCAGUGAUCAAGAGAAGGACAUUAUCGACAGGCAGUUGACUGCGCCGAACCUCACAGUCGGUUACUUCUCGCUAUUUCGCUAUGCCAACGGAAAGGACAAAGUCGUCAUGGUCAUUGCGUUAAUCGCCAGUAUCGCAGCUGGUGCUGUCAUGCCACUCAUGACGCUCGUUUACGGUAACUUCGCUGGAAGUUUUACCAGCUUCUCAGUUGAUGCAGUCGCUGCUGCCAAGUUCCAGGACCAGAUCAACCAGUUUACCCUCUACUUCGUUUACCUCGGAAUUGGAUCUUUCGUCACUUCUUACAUCAGCAUCAUUGGAUUCUCGUACACCGGAGAGCGCAUCACACGAACAAUUCGGGAACUUUACCUACGUGCCAUCUUCAGACAGAACAUCGCCUUCUUCGAUUUCCUCGGAUCCGGCGAGAUCACCACUCGCAUCAGCUCCGAUAUGAACUUGGUGCAAGAUGGCAUCGGUCAGAAAAUUGGUCUCUUUGUUACCGGAGUGUCCAUGUUUGUUUCUGCCAUCAUCAUCGGUUUUAUACGGUCCUGGAAGCUCUCUUUAAUCAUGCUGGCCGCAACAUUAGCCCUCAUUAUGAUGAUGGGUGUCAACGGUACUAUGAUGAAGAAAGCUCAGACACUUUCAAUCGACGAGUACGCCACUGCUGCUUCCCUGGCCGAGGAAGUGCUGUCUUCAGCUCGCAACGUCGCUGCAUACGGCACCCAGAAACGACUCGAGGAGAAGUACAAGGCUUUCGUAGACCGCGCUACGAAGCUGGACUUCAAGGCCAAGUUCUGGCUUUCUAUGAUGAUUGCUGGCAUGAUGGGUGUGCUGAACCUCCAGUACGGCCUUGCAUUCUGGCAAGGAAAACGAUUCCUCGAUGAUGGGGACCUUGGCGUUUCCAACAUCCUGACUGUAGUCAUGGCACUCAUGAUUGCUGGCUUUUCCAUUGGACAAAACUUGCCGCAUAUUCAGGCUUUCGGUGGAGCUACUGCGGCAGCUACGAAAGUUUUCAACACGAUCGAACGAAACUCCCCCAUCGACCCGGAAACGGAUGCAGGCAUUGUACCCGAUGACUUUGUUGGCAACCUCGAGUUCAGGAACCUGAAGCAUGUAUACCCAUCCCGACCGGAUACCGUCGUGUUAUCGGACUUCAACCUGGACGUGCCAUCAGGCAAGAUGAUUGCGCUCGUUGGUGCAUCUGGAUCUGGAAAAUCGACCAUUGUUGGACUACUGGAACGCUUCUACCUUCCGAUGGAAGGCCAAAUAUUCUUGGACGGAAGAGACAUCACUACACUCAACCUACGCUGGUUGAGGCAACACAUGGCUAUCGUGAGCCAAGAACCUGUUCUGUUCAGCACAACCAUCUACGAGAGCAUUCUCCAUGGCUUGGUCAACACGGAAUACGCAGAUGUAUCGGACGAGAAAAAGAUGGAACUUAUCGAGAAGGCUGCCAAGAUUGCCAACGCUCACGACUUCAUUAUGGAUCUUCCGGAGAAAUACCAAACCAAGGUUGGAGAGCGAGGUGGCUUGUUGUCUGGUGGCCAGAAGCAACGUGUCGCGAUUGCUCGUGCUAUUGUAUCGGACCCAAAGAUCCUCCUCCUAGAUGAAGCUACCGCAGCUCUCGAUACCCGCUCCGAGAGCGCAGUCCAGGAAGCUCUCGACCGCGCAUCGCAAGGACGUACGACCAUUGUGAUCGCCCACCGACUCUCCACAAUCAAGAAGGCCGAUAACAUUGUGGUCAUGGCUUUGGGCAGAAUUAUAGAGCAAGGCACUCAUCAAGAGCUCAUCAACCGCGGAGCUGUGUACGCAAGUCUAGUACAGGCCCAGGAGCUUACCGCAAAGAUCAGCCCCGCCAACAGGAUGACGCUCCUCGACGACCCUGAGAGUAAAACGGAAGGCGUCGUUGAUGAAGAAAAGCUUGCUCUGAUGCGCACUGUUACAUCCGCUCCUUCGGAAUUCCAUGCCAAGAAGGAUGAUAAAGACAAGGAAUACGGCACCUGGGAGUUGGUCAAGUUCGCCUGGGAGAUGAACAAGGGCGAGCACUCUACCAUGACCAUCGGAUUGGUAUUCAGUUUCCUUGCUGGUUGCAACCCUGCCAUUCAAGCCAUCUUCCUGGGUAACUCCAUCAACUCGCUUCUAUCUCCUGGAACAUCUCUCGGUGGACUCAACGUCAACUUCUGGUGUGGCAUGUUCCUCAUGCUCGGAAUCGUCAUCGGCUUCUUCUACUACGUACAGGGUAUGACACUGUCGAAAGGAUCUGCCAGGCUUGUUGGCAGCGUGCGAACGCGCGCUUUCGGCGCCAUGCUUCGUCAAGACAUGGAGUUCUUCGAUGGUGACACGGUCACUUCUGGUGCGCUGAGCAACUUCCUGUCUUCAGAAGCGAAUCGUCUCGCCGGUCUCAGUGGCUCUACUCUCGGAACGAUUGUCAGCGCCGCCGCUUCCAUCCUUGUCGCCUUCAUUGUGGGUUGCUCUUUCGGGUGGAAGCUGGCGCUCGUGUGCUCUGCAACCAUUCCACUUGUCAUCGCCUGUGGUUACUUCCGAUUCUAUGCUCUCACUCGCAUGGAGAAACGAACCAAGGAGACAUCCGAUGCCGCCAGCUUCGCUUGUGAGGCCGCCUCUUCUAUUCGUACCGUGGCCUCUCUCUCGCUGGAGAAGCAUCUCUUGUCAACGUACCACACCAAGCUUGCAGACCAGGGCAAGGGUUACUUCAAGUUCACAAACGUGUCUGCAGUGCUCUUCGCGACAUCCCAGGGUCUCAGCAUGUUCAUUUUCGCUCUUGUGUUCUGGUAUGGAGGACGUCUUUUGUUCAACCAGGAGUACACUGUCUUGCAGUUCUUCGUCGUCUACUCCUCCAUCAUCAACGGCGCUCAGUCGGCCGGUGCCAUCUUCUCCUUCGCCCCCGACAUGGGCGAGGCCAGGGAUGCAGCGAAGCUUCUCAAGUCAUUCCUGAACCGCGUUCCUAAGAUUGACAACUGGUCGACCGAGGGCAAGAAGAUUGACAGGUUGAGCGGCAAGAUCGAACUGCAGGACAUUCGUUUCACCUACCCUGGAAGGCCGGACCACCGUGUUCUGCGCGGCAUCAGUCUUUCUGCUGAACCUGGCCAGUUCAUCGCCCUUGUCGGCGCAUCCGGUUCCGGCAAGUCGACGGUGAUGCAACUGCUCGAGAGGUUCUACGACCCGACAAGCGGUGCCGUACUCGUCGAUGACGUGGAGGUCAAGGACUACAACCUUCAAGACUACCGAUCGCAAUUAGCCAUUGUCAGUCAAGAAACAACGCUCUACACUGGCACGAUCCGAGAGAACAUUCUUGCCGACAAGGAGGAAUUGGGCGAUGACGCGGUGAUACAAGCGUGCAAAGACGCCAACAUCUACGACUUCAUCACAUCGUUACCUGACGGUUUCAACACGCUGGUCGGCGCAAAGGGUGCUCUACUGUCUGGUGGCCAGCGCCAACGCAUAGCCAUCGCCCGCGCCCUCCUCCGCGACCCCAAAGUCCUCCUCCUCGACGAAGCCACAUCCGCCCUCGACUCCACCUCCGAACGCGUCGUACAAGCCGCCCUCGACUCCGCCGCACAAGGCCGCACUACAAUCGCGAUCGCGCAUCGCUUGAGCACAAUCCAGCACGCCGACGUCAUCUACGUCUUUGACCAAGGCAAGAUCGUAGAGAAGGGCAGACACGAGGACUUAGUGGCCAAGAAGGGAGUUUACUUUGAGCUGGCGAAGUUGCAGGCUAUCGGCGCACCGCAAUAG
Molecule: messenger RNA, 3858 nt
Organism: Alternaria conjuncta
Lineage: Eukaryota; Fungi; Ascomycota; Dothideomycetes; Pleosporales; Pleosporaceae
Exons: 3
Coding region: 1-3858 (1285 amino acids)
Biological process (GO): transmembrane transport
Cellular component (GO): membrane
Molecular function (GO): ATP binding; ABC-type transporter activity; ATP hydrolysis activity
Source: RefSeq, a predicted model, not a curated record